UUUUUUUUUUUAAGUUUCAGGGUGGAGGGGGAGGAGGGUCAAUGAAAUUGAGACAAAACUGAGGACUGCCUAAUAAUUCCCAAAAUAUUCUCACUGUGCCUCUUCAGUUAGGAAAAAGCAGUGGUGGUAGUGAGGGGUGAGGGGUGGGAGAGAAAAAGAGGAGGGAGGGACCCUGAUGUCCUGAUUUGCAAAUUAAGAGAGUUGGGCUGGGAGGGCGGGGCUCGUCUUUAAUCCCAGCGCUUGGGAGGCAGAGGCAGGUGGGUUUGAGGCCAGCCUGGUCUAUAUAAAGUGAGUUCCAGGGCUGCUGUUACACAGAGGUCAUGUCUGGGGAAAAAGAUAAGAGAGAGAGAUAGACACAGAGACACAAAAAGAGAGGCUUGUCAGCCUUCCAGCUCCAUAAAGCACUAAUUUUAAGAAUGUUCUGCAUUCAUUCCCUGAAUAUCUACUUGCCAUCAGGACACAGCAGUAAACAAACCAAACCCCACUGUUUACAAUCUAGCGAACAAAGACUAAGGACAAGAAAGAUAUGUGUGGAACUAAAUAUUAGAAUAUGCAAAGGAGACGACAACCAGAAAGGCAACAAAGUAAUAAAAUUGACUAAAAACAGCCUUUCACCCCAUCCUCAACAGAGAGUAAAGUCCAAGAAAUAAUGAAAGGUGAAGGGAAGCGCGGCCUGGCCACCUUGGCGCCUGCGCACUGAGACGUCGUGCAGAAGCCGGCUCGCGGCGUCUCGGAAGCGCAUGCUCUGGAGCGAACACCGGACGUUGGAGGUGGUUAGUCCGUGAGAAUUGAUGGAGGAGAUUCGAGGUGGUUAUUUCCAGUCAGAGAAGGAAGCCGGUGUCUGCUACUCUCUCUGCAUGUUUCCCUGCCAUGAUCAGGUGUCUGUCAGAUGAAGUACAAGCCAAGUUGCGUUCUGGUUUAGCCCUAAGCUCCUUAGGCCAGUGUGUUGAGGAACUUACCCUUAACAGUAUUGAUGCUGAGGCAACAUGUGUGGCCAUCAGAGUGAAUAUGGAAACCUUCCAAGUUCAAGUGAUAGACAACGGACUUGGGAUGGCGGGGGAUGACGUGGAGAAGGUGGGGAACCGGUAUUUUACUAGUAAAUGCCACUCAGUACGGGACCUGGAGAACCCAACGUUUUACGGUUUCCGAGGCGAGGCCUUGGCAAGUAUAGCUGACAUGGCUAGUGCUGUGGAAAUUUCAUCCAAGAAAAGCACAACAUUGAAGACCUUUGUGAAGAUGUUUCAGAACGGAAAAGCCCUCGCCGCCCGUGAGGCGGACUUGACCAGACCGAGUGUGGGGACUACAGUGACGGUCUAUAACCUGUUUUACCAGUUUCCUGUGCGGAGGAAAAGCAUGGACCCUAGACUAGAGUUUGAGAAGGUUAGGCAGAGGGUGGAAGCCCUCUCACUUAUGCACCCCUCCAUUUCUUUCUCUUUGAGGAAUGACGUUUCUGGUUCCAUGAUUCUUCAGCUCCCUAAAACCAAAGACAUAUGUUCUCGGUUUUGUCAAAUUUAUGGAUUGGGCAAGUCCCAAAAGUUAAGAGAAAUACAUUAUAAGUAUAAGGAAUUUGAGUUUAAUGGCUACAUCAGCUCUGAAGCACACUACAAUAAGAAUAUGCAGUUUUUGUUUGUGAACAGAAGACUAGUUUUAAGAACAAAGUUGCAUAAACUUAUUGACUUUUUAUUAAGGAAAGAAAGUAUUAUAUGCAGGCCAAAGAAUGGCUCUGCCAGUAGGCAAAUGAAUUCAAGUCCUCGACACCGUUCUGCCUCAGAACUCCAUGGGAUAUAUGUAAUCAACGUGCAGUGCCCGUUCUGUGAGUAUGAUGUCUGCAUAGAGCCAGCCAAAACUCUGAUUGAAUUCCAGAACUGGGAUACCGUGUUGAUUUGUGUUCAGGAAGGAAUAAAAAAGUUUUUAAAGCAAGAAAAAUUAUUUGUAGAAUUAUCAAGUGAAGAUAUUAAGGAAUUUAAUGAAGAUAAUGGUUUUAGUUUGAUUGGUACAACACUUCAGACACAGUCUACUCAUGAGAAGUGUGACCAGAGCAGUUUCCAGGAAGCGUGUAAUAAUAUUUUGGAUUCCUAUGAAAUGUUUAAUUUGCAGUCAAAAGCUGUGAAAAGAAUAGCUACUUUAGAAAAUAGAACCACACAAAAUUCUGGCGAUUCAGGAGCUAUCAGAAAAAAGACAGAGGACUCAUACACUUAUGAAUCAGAUGACCUGGGCCAUAGAAAAACUGUAGAGUCUGCGUUAUACAACAGUGACAGUGCUUACUUAGGAUCAAGGAUGUCAGAAGAAGACAUAGCCAAAACAUCACACGCUGGAGAAAAUGAGAAAUGGAAAAAAUCUUUGUUGGAAAAUAGGACUUCAGAAAGGCCACAUGAAACCAGUCCAAAAAUGUUUUCAAGCCCCAUUCAAACUCAUCAUCCCCUUGAGGAGAGUGAGGCAGAUCUAGAAAUAGAGAUGAAAAGUAGUACUGUUAAUGUCAUGGCUGCCAACAUUCCUCCAAAUAGUGAAAUUCAGAGUCAACUGGAGCAACUUGAAGAUGCUCCUGAAGUGGAGUGCCAACCUCUGCCCUUUGAGACAACAUUAUUAAGAGCACAGGGUACUCUGAAAAAGAAGGAGAGAAAAAAGGAGCUCAGUAGCCAUGGAAGAGUAAAUGUUUUUAGUUAUGGACAGGUUAAAUUGUGCUCCACUGGCUUUAUCACUCAUGUGGUACAACGCGAACCCGCCAAGUCACCUGAAACAGAACAGUUGUUUAAAAAUUAUGCUCGACCUGGUCCUGUAAGUGCCCAGGAAGCAUUUGGAAAUAGAACACACCAUGCAAGUGAGACUCCAGACAGCAGUAGUUUAACAAGCACUUUAAGUAAAGAAUCCACUCAGCCGCCCCACAAAAGAUUCUGCAGAACAAAUACAGGUUAUGGGACAGAGAACAAACCUGUAGCAACAGAUGACAACUUGGCCCUUUUUCAGGGAAGCCGUAAAGAAUCACACACAGAUUGCUUUUUGCCUGAUACAACCUCCUUUCCGUGGUGUAGAAAUGUUUCCGGUGGUUAUAAGAAAAAAGGUAAAGUGGGUUCCUUCAAACACGUAGUCCGUAGGAAGCUAAGCUUGCGUUCACAAAUAGGGUCUUUAGAGAAGUUUAAGAGGCAAUAUGGGAAGGUUAACAAUUCCCUAGCUGCAGAAGAGGACAAUGACACUGACUUCAGGACCCAUCUUGAGCCUCACAAUGAACCCGAUGUUCUUCUGAAAGAUAAGAGCCUCUCAGAUAUGUCUGAUGGUGGUGAGAUCACUCCAUCAGAGCACAGUGAUGGGUGUCAACCAUUACGUCCCAUCCUGUACCCAGAGACACUUUCCAAAGAAGAUCGCUUAGAACAGAGGCCUAGUUUGAGAGAAAGUCCUAUCACUCUGGCGGAAUUGCUCCACGGUAACAGAAAACCUUCUGAGGUUAAGAAGUCCACUGAAGCCCUGGCUUCUAAAUUAUCCAGACUCAAGGAUUCUGAAAAAGAGAUGCAAACCAUGGAGAUGGCAGGUCCUGUUAGUGAACGUCCAGACUCAGAUCCCAGUUGGAAAGACAAUAGCCAGUGCGCUAGGCUGGACUUAAAUUUUUGUGAAUUAUAUAAAAAUAAACUUGAAAAAACAGAGAGUGAAGUGCUUCCAAUGCCAGAUUCUGCCCCAGAGGAUGAUUCCAUCAAUAAAAACAGCGUGCUGUGUUCUAACAGUGUAACAGAUGACAGGGAGAAACCAGAAACUUCCUUGCUGUUACCCUGUAGUGAUUCUAAAAUCAGCAAAGAUUCAGAUGUUCUUAUCAGAGUCUCAGAGCAACAGAGUGGAAGCCCUGACUCUGCCAGCAGGGAGGUAACGCGUCAGGUAGAAGAUAGCGCCGGCAGCCAAUGUGGAAUCUGUUCCCAGAGCCAUGGGUUUAAAGCAAGAUCUUGUUCUGACAAUGAAGAAUCAAGUACGCACAGUAUGGACUGGCAGCAGCAUUUUGACGUAACCCUGGGAAGAACGGUUUACAUCAACAGAAUGACCGGGCUUAGCACGUUUGUUGCUCCUACUGAUGACAUUCAGACUCCUUGUACUAAAGAUCUGACAACCGUGGCUGUGGAUGUCCUACUUGGGAAUGGGGUCCAGUACAGGUGUCAUCCUUUUAGAAGCGACCUUGUUCUUCCUUUCCUCCCAAGAGCUCAGGAAGAGAGGACCAGGCGGAGACACAACAGAGAUGCUGCUGCUGUCAGUGAACCACUUCAGUCUUUGUUUUCAGAAUGGAGCAAUCCAGUGUUUGCCCGAUACCCAGAGGUUGCUGUUGACGUCAGCAGUGGCCAGGCUGGGAGCUUAGCCGUUAAGAUUCACAAUGUUCUAUAUCCCUAUCGCUUCACCAAAGAGAUGAUCCACUCAGUGCAGGUUCUCCAGCAAGUGGAUAACAAGUUUAUCGCCUGCUUAAUGAGCUCGAGGACGGACGGGAGUGGCCAAGCAGGUGGAAACCUGUUAGUCCUGGUGGACCAGCACGCUGCCCAUGAGCGCGUUCGUUUGGAGCAGCUAAUCACUGAUUCCUAUGAGAAACAAGCUCCACAAAGUGCUGGCCGGAAGAAAUUACUGUCUUCCACAAUAAUUCCUCCACUAGCGAUCACCGUGUCAGAGGAACAAAGGAGACUCUUACGGUCUUACCACAAACAUUUGGAAGAUCUGGGACUUGAGUUGCUCUUUCCAGAUGCUAGUGACUCUUCGAUCCUGGUGGGAAAAGUGCCACUCUGCUUUGUAGAAAGAGAAGCUAAUGAACUUCGAAGAGGACGAUCUCCUGUGACUAAGAGUAUUGUGGAGGAAUUGAUUCGAGAACAGCUGGAGCUGCUCCAGACCACGGGAGGUAUCCAAGGGACACUGCCGCUGACUGUCCAGAAGGUGUUGGCCUCCCAGGCCUGCCACGGGGCCAUUAAGUUUAAUGAUCGUCUGAGUCUGGAGGAGAGCUGUCGGCUUAUCGAAGCUCUGUCCUUGUGCCAGCUGCCAUUUCAGUGUGCUCAUGGGCGACCUUCAAUGCUGCCCUUAGCUGACCUGGACCACUUGGAGCAGGAAAAACAGGUUAAACCCAAUCUUACUAAACUUCGCAAAAUGGCUCAUGCCUGGCAUCUCUUUGGAAAAGCAGAAGGCUGUGAUACAAAGCAGGAGCCACAACAGCCCGUACCUCCUUGUGAGCCACCGUGAGAAGAGUUAUAAGGAGAUGGGUGCUGUGCCCCUGCGCGAGCGGAGAGCAGUACAGCUGUGAGCGGUCGCUGGCCCUGGGUCGCUGGCACAUCUGUCCUGGGGCAGUGGAGCAGGCAGAUGCACUCAAGCCUGAGGGAGUUGAGUUCUUUGCAUCCACAGACACAGGAGUUUGCACAUAGUUCCUAUCUUUUGUAAAUUGACUUAGUGAUAAGAUGUAAUGACUCUGAGGUUGGUCGGUUGGCUUAUGUUUGAAGGGUGCAGCAGUUGAUUUUGAGCAGCUUUCCCCAGCCUCUCAGUUCACAUUACGUGAGGAUGCCCUGAGCCCUGGUCUGCCUUUCUCCAAGCCCCUGGUGCAGCCUCUCCGUCCAUCCCUCUUUUGCAUUUGUCUUCUUAGCCUCACUCCUCUGCUUCUUCACAUUUUGCAUUACAGACAUAUGGUGUCUCUGCUCGCUAUAAAAAUAUUUCCUGAUGUCUUCCAGAGAGACUUUAAAUUAUAUUAGGGAUUAAAAGUUAUUUAUAGCUGGGUGUGGUGGUUUACCUGUAAUCCUAGUCGCAGGGAGGCUGAGGCAAGUCCACAGCAGGGCACCAUUAGCCGAGGCUGUACAUGCAAGACCCUGCUUAAAAUAAAUAAAUAUGCUACUGACAAAGAGAAACACAAAGAUAGAAUAGAGAAAGUUUGAAAAAAUUUUUUAAUUCUUUUGAUAGCCUGGACUGUUCUGGAACUUGCUUUGUAGACCAGGCUAACCUCAAACUCAAGAGAUCCACCUGCCUCUGCCUCCCAAGUGCUGGGAUUAAAGGUGUGCGCCACCACUGCCUAGAAAGAAAAAUUGCAAUCUUAUCCCUGGUUUUUGAUAGUCCUACGGUUUUUAAAACCAGAAGUCAGUGUUUAUAUCCUGAACCAAUAAAACAUUAAAAAAUACUA
Messenger RNA from Rattus norvegicus (Norway rat), 6112 nucleotides. It is a transcript of the gene Mlh3, whose product is annotated as mutL homolog 3. Gene Ontology annotation, cellular component: MutLgamma complex; mismatch repair complex. Lineage: Eukaryota; Metazoa; Chordata; Mammalia; Rodentia; Muridae. Gene Ontology annotation, biological process: DNA damage response; mismatch repair. The record is from RefSeq and is a predicted model, not a curated record. Gene Ontology annotation, molecular function: mismatched DNA binding; ATP-dependent DNA damage sensor activity; ATP hydrolysis activity.